Messenger RNA from Nanorana parkeri, 1457 nucleotides. It is a transcript of the gene PDCD4, whose product is annotated as programmed cell death 4 (neoplastic transformation inhibitor). Gene Ontology annotation, biological process: negative regulation of DNA-templated transcription. The record is from RefSeq and is a predicted model, not a curated record. The coding region runs from base 32 to 1426 and encodes 464 amino acids. Lineage: Eukaryota; Metazoa; Chordata; Amphibia; Anura; Dicroglossidae. The transcript has 11 exons. Gene Ontology annotation, cellular component: nucleus; cytosol.
GUUACUGCAUCAGGUUAGAAUUACCAAUACCAUGGAAGUAGAACGACCAAGUGAAAUAAAUGCUAAUCUACUAGACGCCGAGAACCUGAACGAUUCCCUGUUUGAUGGGGAUGAAGAGAACACCGGAACGGAUCAAAUCAGGAAUGAAGUGAAUGGAAACGGUUCAGUCUCUUCAAUUAACGAGGCCAAACUUCACGCCAAAGCCAAGAGACGCCUGCGCAAAAAUUCCUCGCGGGACUCUGGGAGAGGCGACUCGGUCAGCGAUAAUGGGGAGAACGCUCGAGGGGUCCUACCCACCAGCCCAAAAGCCAAACUUAUGGACCGCAAGUCACGGACCGGCAAAGGGAGGGGGCUGCCAAAGAAAGGUGGAGCUGGUGGUAAAGGGGUAUGGGGGACACCAGGGCAAGUUUAUGAUGUAGAAGAAGUUGACAUCAAAGAUCCAAAUUAUGAUGAUCAGGACAACUGUGUUUACGAGACGACUGUGCUCCCCUUGGAUGAAAACGCAUUUGAAAAGUCUGUGACGCCAAUCGUGCAGGAGUAUUUCGAACACGGAGACACCAAUGAAGUUGCAGAGAUGUUAAGGGAUUUGAACCUCGGGGAAAUGAAGAGCGGCCUCCCAGUGCUGGCUGUGUCCCUGGCACUAGAGGGAAAAGCCAGCCACCGGGAGAUGACAUCGAAGCUGCUGCACGAUCUGUUCGGGACAGUGCUCAGUGCGCAAGACCUGGCAUCCUCAUUUGACAAACUUCUUCAAGAGCUGCCCGAACUCGCCCUGGACACACCCAGGGCACCACAGCUGGUGGGUCAGUUUAUUGCCAGAGCGGUUGGCGACGGGAUCCUGAACCGGACCUACAUGGAGAGUUAUAAAGGCAUAGUGGACUGUGAACACGCCCGAUCGGCCUUGAACCGGGCCACAAUUCUGCUGGCCAUGACUAAAGGCGGAAGAAAAAUUGACAGUGUAUGGGGGUCUGGAGGAGGACAGCAGCCUGUCAAAAAACUGGUUAAAGAGAUUGACAUGCUGCUGAAAGAAUUUGUGUUAUCCUGGGAUGUAGCUGAAGCUGAACGGUGUCUCCAGGAGCUGGAAGUUCCUCAUUUCCACCAUGAGCUUGUAUACGAAGCUGUACUAAUGGUUUUGGAAGCGAGUGGUGACACCACCUACAAGAUGAUGCUCCAGUUGUUAGAAUCCCUGUGGAAAUCAGGAGUGAUUACAUUGGAUCAGAUGAAAAGGGGAUACGAUAGAAUUUACCGUGAGAUUCCAGACAUAAAUCUGGACGCACCGCAUGCUUACUCCGUACUGGAACGCUUUGUGGAAGACUGCUUCAAAGCUGGGAUCAUAUCCAAACAGAUCAGGGAUCAGUGUCCUUCAAGGGGAAGAAAACGCUUUGUGAGCGAAGGAGACGGAGGGCGUCUGAAAUUAGAGAGCUACUAAAAGCGAAGACGAGGCAAAGACGCAUGUCCGA